Molecule: messenger RNA, 948 nt
Organism: Plasmodium fragile
Lineage: Eukaryota; Apicomplexa; Aconoidasida; Haemosporida; Plasmodiidae
Exons: 1
Coding region: 1-948 (315 amino acids)
Source: RefSeq, a predicted model, not a curated record
AUGCAGCAAAGCCUAUGGACAGAUAUAAAAGCGCUACUCGAAGAAUUUGUGAAAUAUUUGGAAGAUGAGAACCUAGACGACCUUGCAGCUAAUUGUUCAAACACGGGUUAUAAACGUCCGCACACGGACCGCGGUACGGCCGUUGCUAACGCGGGGGACAGAAUUAUGUGCACACUCAUGUCACGAGCAUUAUUUUUCAUGAAUGAGAACAGUUGGAAUAAGCGAAGCGAGGAUAUGCAGGAAAGUCGUGAUGCUGAGAUGAAGGAAUAUGUGAGAUGUGCAAUAGUAAACAUAUUUAUGUACAUAUUGCUGGCAUCUCCAUGCAGAAGUGAAAUGGGUGUAUAUUAUGCAUGGUACACAAUGCAACACCUGGAGUCAGGUGAAACUGGAUUAAUUAAAACGGGCAAGUGCCGCCAGGGAGUGUUUGCAGAUAUACACAUCCAGGACUUCCACAUGCAGAAAAUGAUUAAGGCAUGGUUACAGAACAAUGGAACAAUACAAGACACAAUUGCAGGCCAUGCAAUGACAAGCACAUGUAACAAAAGACCACAGGACCUCGUAAGCGGAACACAGGAUGCACAUGCCAUGCAUGCAACAAUACCACUGCAGAAACCCGAGAAGGACGUUAUACAGCAAUUAGGGCACCAGAUCAAGGUCUUGGUUCCGAAGGUGCAACAAGAAGUAAUGCAAUGCGAGCACGACCCUGACGCAUGCAUGGAGCCUAGCGCACACGCCGGCAGUAGCGAUGUCCAGGAUGACGCAAGGCAGGCAACAGUAUCGAACCCUGUCGAAAGCGGUAAACCAGCACGACCGGGCAAAGAGGGCGGCACAGAAUCGUCCACGCCGGCAACACCACAGCAACCGACAGGUAAGGACCGAUGGGGAGAAAGCACGAAUGCGGACAAAUAUGACCGAAUACGGCCGAAUACUCAUGCGGCCCUCAUAUAA